Clunio marinus is the source of this 882-nucleotide messenger RNA. NCBI's taxonomy places the organism in Eukaryota, Metazoa, Arthropoda, Insecta, Diptera, Chironomidae. The record is from the annotation of a GenBank genome assembly.
CUUUUUGUUUUAUUUCUUCAUUGCACUUAUGGAUUUAUAUUGAGAACAGCAGAUAAUAUUCAGAUAACAACACCAGUGCCAAUGAAUGAACAACAACAUUCAGAAAGUGUUCUUAGAACAGAGCUUGUGGCUCCGCAUCCAUCAAGCGUCUCACAAUAUUUUGUUCAUCAUUAUUAUCCACCUCCACACAUCAUAAGUCAGCUUUCCAAGCAGAGCCCUUUUUUAUACACCGGGCCAUUAAUAUUAAUGGAACAUACGAGCGAAAUGUUCCAACCAAAAUAUACAAAAAAUACCGAAAAAAGUAUAGAAAAUCAAAAAAGAGAUUCUUAUGACGUGUACAGACCAAGUGCUGACGAAAACCCUCAGUUUGUUGACAUGUUUCCACCACAAGACAAUCAAGAUGAACCAAAUUAUUAUACAAUGAAAGCAAGAAAAAGUAAGAAAUACUCAGAAACCGAGAGUAAAGAAAAAAAGCCACCAAAGGCAAAAGUGAAUGAUAAUUCAAAAGAACAAGUUGUCGAUGAUGGUGAAAGCGAACCCACUCAAUAUGAAACGUCGUCAUCGGAAGAAAUAAGCAGCAAAGAAGCGGAAGACGAGCGCGUUCAAGAUGAUCAUAAAAACGAUAACGACGAUGAAGAAAACGAGUCAGAAGAGAUCAGUGCACCAGCUUCCCGUUUAGAUUUUCAAAUGCAUGGACAUAAGGGACCAGCAAGUUAUAAAUUUGGUUACGAUACGGGAAAAGGCGAUAAUCGACAGUUAAGACACGAAGAGAAGGAUGAACAAGGGAAUGUUUUUGGAUUUUAUGGAUAUUAUGACGACAAAAAGAAAUUUCGUGUUGUUAAAUAUUCAUCGAUGGCUGAUGGAGGCUUUAAAAUUCUUUAA